Messenger RNA from Epithele typhae, 1980 nucleotides. RefSeq lists its product as uncharacterized. The record is from RefSeq and is a predicted model, not a curated record. NCBI's taxonomy places the organism in Eukaryota, Fungi, Basidiomycota, Agaricomycetes, Polyporales, Epitheliaceae. Bases 1 to 1980 code for a protein of 659 amino acids. The transcript has 2 exons.
AUGGUGGUGACGUCCCCAAACCAGGACUGGAUUCCCACCCAUCCCGUAGAGCGCAAGGUGGUGCGAACGUACCAGGACGGUCUGUGGGGCGAACACGAGUACUCCCGCUGGCCCCAGCCGAUUAUUCGCGGCAUGUGGCACGUCGCCUGCAUCCCUUCACUUCGUCAUCCUCACCCUCUCAUGCCCCCUAUCCUCUGGUCGCUUCUGAUGCCGUCGCGAGACUGGGUGGAAGACGGAACAGUCGGAGUCCCCGGCCUAGGUUUCCUCAAAGCCGACGUUCGCAAUGACCUCACCAAUGGCGCACGCUACGCCACCGACGCCUUUCAACAGGUCUCUGGCCUUACCCCGGAACGCCGAGCGUAUGGCGACCAACUCUGCCUCGUGGUCAGCCAGUGCCUCGACCGCAUGAAUCGUCUGCCUUCCUACGCACCCGUGGCCGUUGCCGUGGGCGCGCACCUUCAACGCGUCGGCUUGGAACUGCUUGGUCUGCGCACCUACCUCACGGUGUUGCUCCCCCGUCUGGACAGCGCGGAGGACUACAGCGAAGACUUGCUUCCGGUUCUUGGCGUCUUUGCGCGCGACGCGGCCACUGCUCAGCUGGCGACUCGUGUCGGGCUGCCCGUUUGGUUUCUUCAGCCACUCUCCCCCCAGGUCAAGGUGUGGAACGUGGUCGACCGCACUUUCCCUUACUUCCUGUCUGGUAAGGAAACCGAUCCACCCAUGCGCCACCAUCCCGACGAACUCGGAGCGAUCGCCAAUCUCACGAGCAGCUGGGUCUCGAACCUCGUCUUCGCCGUCACCGGUCAAUUGUGCACUAGCCGCCUGCCACGUUUCGAUAUCACCGCCGCGGACACGCACACUCGGGAGGACGACGGUCCCAUGAAGACCCGACGCCUGGAGCUGCCUGCCACCGAAAUGCAGGCACCUCCGACGCGCCCCGGCGACGGCCCGAAGAAGAAGACCAGGAGGGGCGGGAAGAAGUCCAAAUCUGUCGUAACGAGUGCCGCGUCGUCGUCCGCCGUCACGCUCGAUCACUCUCCCGAGGCUCGCCAUCCAGCAAGAUCCUUCACCCCGUCUUCGUUCGUCCUCAUCCCUGAGCCUUGGGAGGCGGCGCUCCGAUCAGUCAGCCCCCUGGGGCAGCCGCGACACUCCGUGCAUUACUUCUACCCCCCGCCUUUCUUGCUCGACACGGUGUCGGAUAUGACGCCAUCGCUCAUCCCACCCGCCGGCGCCGACCAGCUGCGACGCGAUACCAAGGUGCAUCAAUACCUCCACAAUGCCGUGCGCAUCCGCGAGUUCUGCCGACUUCGCCUGCUCGAUCCCCUCGUUUCUGGAGAGCCUCUGACGAUCGCGGAAUGGCGCGCUGCGUUGUGGGGUGACUAUGAGGUGAAACAUGCUCCCCCCGAAAGCACCGACCGCCGCCUCAAGCGCAAGAUCGAGAAUAAGAACGGGGUCGCGCGUCUUUUCGGCAACGGCGCAGCCCUCGACUCGUACAACUCCUCCGCGGUGGAGCACCUGAACGGCAUCGCUGUGACUGCGGAAGUCGCGGCCACUGAUCCCCGAGUCCGAGCUUUGCUGCUUUGGGAGUCCCACGAAGUCAACUUCCGGUGCGAGCUCAGCGCUCUCGACGCGUCGCUCGUGCCUCGGGCCGCGAUGUCGGUCAUGGAGCGGUGGGGAAGGGAGGCGUACGUCUCUGGAGUGUGGGGACCCGAGGCUUCUCUCGCGAGCGUCCCCUUCAUGUGGCCUCGAUCUCACGACGGCGAGUGGGAGAACUCGGUCCUUCAUCUGCGUCGCUUCAUCUCGGUGAUGUCUCAGUGGCCUGAUUCUCCCGGCGUUCUCCGUCAGAUGCGUACUGCAGCGUCUUGGACCUCGGAAGACUACGAUCACCUGCAACGGGAGGCUGCGCUUUUCUACGUUACGAAGUUUACGUCGUGUUACGGGAGACUCCCCAUCCCUCCCAUCCCCUGUCAGACGGACUGA